Messenger RNA from Schistosoma bovis, 2010 nucleotides. Lineage: Eukaryota; Metazoa; Platyhelminthes; Trematoda; Strigeidida; Schistosomatidae. The record is from the annotation of a GenBank genome assembly.
GUCAAAAAGGAUCCCAAAUUUUGAAGAAGUACUCAUAAAAGCAAAGUGCUCUAACAUUUAAUGUUUUUGUUUAGGUGAGUCAGAGAGCCUUUUCGAGGUUUUUGGAAAGAGCGCUUAAAUGCACAAGGCUGUUUAGUUUUGUAUUAUUGAUGUUGACUGUUCAGAAAUGUGCUUACUGCGAUCCUGAUUCUCCAAAGUUUCAGGAUCUAAGUUGGAUAUUACUUUGUCGUUGCAAUGAAAGUAUUGAUGAACCAUUGGAAUGGCGUUGGUGUAAACCGGAAUCUCCACAGCAGUCCUUCCAGCUGUCUGAAAAUGAUAAGACUGUUACAUUUCAUCCGACUAUUAGUUGGGGCACAGCUGUUGCACGUGGGACUGCCCUACUAACGAAUGGCCUUCACUAUUGGGAACUUAAAGCUGUAUCUCCACUUUAUGGAACAGAUGUGGUACGUUUUUAGGAAUAUUAAAUCUGUUUGUCGCCACCGGUAGGUAGUGUAAGGGUUUAAUCCCAGCUUGAGGGCUUUUGUCUUACUAAUUUUCAAAUCGUACAGGGUUUUGCCGCAGCGCAAAUAUAGCAUAUUUGGUUUCACACUAUAUGAUUUAGAAUUUCAGGUGCUUCUGUUUCACACCAAGCAAAUAUAUGUGCACUGCACUAUUAUUAAGUUCAGCUGCUUAUCUGAAGUAGUUGCCGUGAAAGGUGGCACGAUCUAAUCGGGUUUCAUGGUCAUAAGGCUUUACAACGUAGUAAGUGUAGCCUAUGUAGCGCUACUUCAAUUUGAUAUCGCUACCCGGUUCACUGUGUUGAAAGAUCAAAAGUCGUCGAGUUUUAAGUUGAAAAGUCAAGAAAUGUUCAUUUGUACCUUGCACGGUAUUAAAUAUGGUUGGAAUCGGUCGAACAUGUGCAAAACUAGAUCAUUAUUCACAAGAAUUCCGUUCGGUACUUGGUAUUGAUUGUGAUUCGUGGGGAUUAAGUUAUCGUGGUGCACUUAUGCAUGAUGGUCAAACAUAUCCCUUGGGAUCUUGCGCUUUCAAAAAGGGUAGUAUAAUUGGCUGUCUUCUCGAUUUGUGGCAUUUAAAGCUUUACUUCUACGUUGAUGGACAAUUGAAUCCGAAUGCUUGUUUCAAUCUGCCACGUGAUAAUUAUUAUCCAAUGGUAUCUUCAACUACGUUACGAAGUGGUUUUCGUUUGAUUCGUGCAAAAUCUUACCCAAUCACAUUGCAAUAUUUAAUAUGCCAGUAUUUUCUCCACCAGCAACAAAAGCAACCAUCGCUUCAUGCCUGUUUCAAUUUGACCACUUUAAAAUUUCCUGCUGGUCUUCGGGAAAUUUUAAGCAACACUUUACCUCACUCACUAUUCUUCAAACAAAUCCAACAAUUAUCCUUCAUUUAUAAUGAUGUAAACAAAGCGCCAUCUCUUCUGCCUGUUGACUCACCUGAUCCUUUCUUAUGGAUUAGUUUUUCUCCAUCUGAUUCAAAUGAUUUAAACAGUAGUACAAAGGGCGAUAUGGAUAAAUUUGACAUUGAACCAUGCUCUCCGGAAGAGUUCGAUUUGUAUUCAGAUGAUUUGUUGAAUGAAUGUGAGAGAUCAGUAGACAAAGAAGAUGAUAGUUCUGAUGAAAAUCAUCCAACUUGUGAUGGAAUAAAUGAGACCAAUUUUUAUAUAUCUACAACUACUGAAAGCAGUCAAAAAAGGCGUUAUCAAGCUGCCAUGUCCGCAAAUUGUGUGUUAGACAGACUAUUUGUUUUGGCUGCAAAAUCUACCAAAAAGGACGAUAAGUCUAGUGAACCAACAUCCCAUCUGAUGCGUAAUAUGAACUCUGUUGUUUAUGACCAUGCACUCUGGGGUGAAUUUGACGAAUAAGAAAAACUGUCAAAACCAUAAAUUUUCAGUGUUACAAUCGAUCUCUUAAUAUCUUUACUGAAAAAUGAAUUUGUAUAUAAAGAGGUUCACAGUGUUGCUUGUAUAUUCUUCAAUCUAAUCUUUCUUUUAUUAAUAUAAAACUUUCGAUAUUA